Messenger RNA from Manduca sexta (tobacco hornworm), 775 nucleotides. It is a transcript of the gene mRpS18A, whose product is annotated as 39S ribosomal protein S18a, mitochondrial-like. Gene Ontology annotation, molecular function: structural constituent of ribosome; small ribosomal subunit rRNA binding. Gene Ontology annotation, cellular component: mitochondrial small ribosomal subunit; ribosome. The record is from RefSeq and is a predicted model, not a curated record. Gene Ontology annotation, biological process: mitochondrial translation. The coding region runs from base 131 to 700 and encodes 189 amino acids. The transcript is spliced from 3 exons. NCBI's taxonomy places the organism in Eukaryota, Metazoa, Arthropoda, Insecta, Lepidoptera, Sphingidae.
GAUUUUUAUAGGUACGUAACGAAAUUAAAAUUCGUUAACGUAGCACUCAGAUCAAGUAGCUACUAGCAAUAUUAAACAAUUUGACAAUUGUGAUUUUGACUUAUUGUCAAAAGCAGUCUAAAUAAUAAACAUGGCGUCUCUCGUAAGGGCUGCCUUUUCAUUAUCAAAAAAUAGUCGUAUCUCUACGUCGGUACGCAGUAUAUCGACUUCAAAACAACUUAACAUUAAAGAGAUUAGAGAAAAAGUUGAAGGUGAAAACAUAGUCGUGGAAGCUGUGAACGUACCUUCUCCGAGAACAGAGCUACUUGUACGAGCGGAAAAAUUGGAACCAUUAAAAACUCUCGAUGUAUCGGAAGCGGUUACGUCGGACAAGGCGCCUUGCUAUAUGUGUUCAUUAGGCCUGGACGUAAAGCACACAGAUGUGCUGAUACUGAGUCAAUUCGUAAGGUCAGAUGGUUGUAUGCUGCCGCGAAGAAUAACUGGGCUAUGCAAACGCCAGCAAAAAAAAAUUGGAAAAAUGGUGUCCAUGGCACAGAAAGCAGGUCUCAUGAUUAAUCUAACUCCUGCAAAUUGCAAGAAAGAUCCCACUAAGAGGAAAGAUUACAAGAAAUUCAACACAUACUUUGAUGAGACAACUAUAUUUAUGAAGAAUGUACCCAGAUGGACAGACCGCUUUAAGUUCAGACAAAGUGCUAAAUAAGAAGUACUAGUAUAUAAUUACAUAAACCAUGUUAUCAGUAAAAAUAAUAAUUAAAUUUAGUAAUGCUUUGUUCCA